Molecule: messenger RNA, 654 nt
Organism: Rhopalosiphum maidis (corn leaf aphid)
Lineage: Eukaryota; Metazoa; Arthropoda; Insecta; Hemiptera; Aphididae
Product: c-Myc-binding protein-like
Exons: 3
Coding region: 116-439 (107 amino acids)
Source: RefSeq, a predicted model, not a curated record
CAAUUAGUUAUCCCUCGAGUAUUGAAGUUCUUAGUUUCGGCCAUGCACAUAUUCCGUGCUGUGUAAUAUUAUAAUAUAAAGACUAUGUGAUACUCGCUAUCCGUAGAUUGGGCACAUGACCAGACGCAAAGACUUUCGCGAAUAUCUGGACCGGAAUGGCGUGCUUGACAAGUUCACCGAAAUUUUUAUGGAACUAUACGAAUGCCCAGUUAUGGAGUUUCCGACCGUAGAAUACACCAGGAAGAUGAUGGUCAACCCGAAUCCAGAUGAAGAAAAAAUAUCGGAAAUCAAAACCAAACUGGCCGACGCUUAUUCGUUUAGGGAUUUCCUGAAAACCGAAAACGAAAAUUUAAAAGCAAUAUUCAUGGCCAACUAUAAUAAUAUGUCUGCGGAGGAGGAGGAGGAGAAGGUGGAGGAGGAGGAGGAGGAGGAUAAAUAAUAUUGUAUUAUACAUCGGCUAUACGGACCGAAAAUCUAAAAAUUUUUUCAAGUUUGUCGAACCGGUGCACCUAACCUAACCGUUCGCCAUUGUGAACAUAUUUUUCACUAAAAUCGAUUAUAAACAAAAUUAAAUUGACAUACUUACUGUCUUUAAGAUUUACUAAAGAUCACAAAAAUAAUAUUAAGAAAACAAUGUGAAAAUAGAUAAUAAAA